AAGGCAACUUUGGUAAAGUGAGUUGAUCCGUCCUUAAAUAAGAUAAAUAAAAUACAAAUGAGCAAAUGUGAGGUUACUGAAUGCACUUUUCCUCACUGUUUCUAUCACUCCAGGUAUAUCUCGCACAACACAAAUCUUCUGGAGAAGAGGUUGCCAUCAAGACAAUAAAAAAGGAAGAGAUAACCAUUUCUGACAUUCAGAGCCUGAAACUGGAGAAGGCCAUUCUUGAAGAGGCUAAAAGAGAGAAGAACCCUUUCCUCGUUGGCCUAUAUGCCUCAUUUCAGAGCAGAGACCAUUUUUGUUUGGCAAUGGAUUACUGUCCCGGCGGUGAUUUGACAACUUAUUUGAACGUCAGUUCCUUCCCAAAGGAGACAGCAGUAUUCUACUCAGGGUGUAUAGUUUUAGGAUUACAGUUCCUGCAUGAAAGAAAUAUUAUUCACCGAGAUAUAAAGCCACCGAAUAUCUUGCUGGACUCUGAUGGUUAUGCCAGAAUCGCUGAUUUUGGCAUGGCAAAGAAAACUGCGGGAUAUGAUGGCACAGCUACUUCAGCAUGUGGAUCUCUUCCCUAUAUGGCCCCUGAAAUUUUCAGAUCCCGUUUCUACACAAAAUCUGUAGACUGGUGGGCACUAGGGAUAUUGAUCUAUAAAAUGCUGCUCAACAAGAGUUGCCACCUGUCUGGAUUAGACCUGGACAAUGGCUUCCCAGUCAAGUCAGGAUCUUCCUUGAUUGACAUGGUGAGAAGCCAAUUGCUGAUCACCACAUAA
Molecule: messenger RNA, 764 nt
Organism: Xenopus laevis (African clawed frog)
Lineage: Eukaryota; Metazoa; Chordata; Amphibia; Anura; Pipidae
Product: serine/threonine-protein kinase N1-like
Exons: 6
Coding region: 81-764 (227 amino acids)
Source: RefSeq, a predicted model, not a curated record